Molecule: messenger RNA, 4308 nt
Organism: Trichoplax adhaerens
Lineage: Eukaryota; Metazoa; Placozoa; Uniplacotomia; Trichoplacea; Trichoplacidae
Exons: 7
Coding region: 1-4308 (1435 amino acids)
Biological process (GO): negative regulation of gene expression
Cellular component (GO): nucleus; cytoplasm
Molecular function (GO): transcription corepressor activity; NAD+ poly-ADP-ribosyltransferase activity
Source: RefSeq, a predicted model, not a curated record
AUGGCAAUUAGGCAAUUGCACGUUUCUUCUGAAAAAGACUCUAUUGAAUUAAUGGCAAAGCUAAGAGGUUUGAAAAUUGGAAAGAGUAAAAUUCCUCUGAGAUCGCUUUGGCCGGUAGAAAUGGAUAAUCGUAAACGUAAGAAAUUAUUGGAUAAGGUUUCUAAGCAGAUGACUCAAUUAAAUCGAAAAGGUUACGGCGGCUUCUACGAUAGAAAAAUUGAAGAUAAGAAAGUAACUUACCGCUGUCAAGCUGAUGCUAUUAUAGCAUUGAUAUGCUUAGACCAAUUUGAAAUUUGUACCGACCAGCCGAUAAAUAUCCAAUUUGAAGGUAAAGAUUCUAAAUUUAUGUAUGACGAAGUCUUUCGAAUUCGAAAUCUUAUUCAAAAGCAGCAGAAUGAAAGCAAUUUAUUAGCAUUACAACCGGAUACAAGUUCUCCAUUGCCAUCUAAGUCAAGAGAGACUGCAAGUACCAACUUACAGUCUUCUUCACUCCGUUCUUGUUCCAAAUCGAGUACCAGCUCAAAAAAAGGUCAGAAAAAGGAUCAAUUUGCCAAUACUAAGAAUGGAGAUGAUGGAAUCAGUCAAAUUGAGAAAAUUGCUCAAGACAGUAUAAAGCAGAAAAUAGAUGGCAGAGGCAAAUUAAAUAAAAGUAAUAGUAACCGAAAUGGAAGAAAUACCGGGGGUAAAACAGCAGCUAUUAAAAUAGAUCGAAGCUAUAAAGGUGACCAAACAUUUAGCAAAAAUCAGAAUCAAGGAGGAAGACAAGAUUCUUAUCCAUCUAGCAGCAAGCUGUCUCCUGUAAAGCCUAAAUCCAUGAUCUCUAAGCGUACGAUCGGUAGUGACUGUGCGAAAUUUUCAGUAUCAACGAAGGCAACAAUUGAGGAAGAAUAUACUUUUUCGGAUAAAGCUUAUUUUCUUAUGCAAAAAAUUAAUCUGGAACAAAGAAUUAAGGAUAAAGGCUACGAAGUCUCUUUCACCUUUAGGGAUAGAGAAGAUGGCGGUAAAUUACUUGCAAGGAUGAUAGAUGGUAGUCAAAGUUACAUUAUGAAGGAAUUAUUUGAUUUUUUUAACUUAAUGGAUUCCAACCAAGAUUUACCUACUAGAAUAUGCAAAUAUCUAGCUCAACAGACCGAAAUGACGGAUAGUAUUAACAAGAAAUUAAUUGAAAAUGGUAUAUGUGCUGUAAUUAUUCCAACCAACACGAAUGCUACUAUUUCUGUCAUUGCAAAGAAUGCGACAGAAUAUGAAAAGGUUACGGCGGUAUUGUUAGAAAUUUUUGACACUAAAUCAACAACCGUAUCUGGUGAAGCUUUCUCUUUUCCACAAGAUACCGCUAUACUUCUUUCUAGUAUUCAGCAAGAUAUUGCCAUGAGUAGCAAGCUCCUGCUAGAAGCUGAGCUAAAUGAUUAUACUAGCUCUUGCACCAUAACAGUUACAGGGCCUCGUAAUAAUCUUCAUGAUGUCAUUAGAGCUAUUCAAGCUAAAUUAGAAGAAUACAAAUUGAUAAAAUUUGAUAUUACGGAUACUCCUGUUUUGAAAACAGAAUAUUUGCGUACGUAUCUAAAAGAUAAUAUUCGGUCAAUAGAAAAGAUAUUUGGCUGUCGAAUUGAAGUGGAAGCAAAACUGGAUAGCGAUUCUUGGCUCAUGGAACGUUGUAAAAAUAUUAGCAUCAGCUGUUACCAAAUCUAUAAAAAUACUAUUGAAAACAGAAUUCGAACAAUUUUACGAGGGAUUACCGUGCAAAAGGAAGAUGGUAUUAGUAAAUAUUCGCUCACUGGACGAUUACUUAGCUCUAGUAGAAAUAAAGCUAGGUUACAACGCUUACAAGAGGAACUACACUGUUUGAUUGCCAUUGCAGGGAAUAAAGGCGAAAGUAAGUGCCAAAAGCCUUCAGCUAAUCCUCGAAAUGCAUUUCUGCGAAGAACAGAGCCAAAGAUAGGGAAAGUUGCAACAAAAGGUGUCGUUAAUUUGACCCAAGCAACUCCGCAAACUAGCCGCAGUAAGAGAAAAAUCAACAAUGUUGCUAUUAAAUUGGUGAAAGGAAGAAUUGAACAAGAUGGUGGAGCAACUGCUGAUGUUAUUGUCAAUUCUGUGAGUACGAAUAAUUUUUCAGAAGGUAAAAUUGCAGCAGCAUUAUUUAAAGCUGGUGGAACAGCCUAUCAACAAGAAUGUCGUACCCAGUUGCAGUUUCCACAAGACGAUAGCAUUGGUUCUACAAAUGGCCAGUAUUUUGGUUGCAAGAAAGUAUAUCACAUUCCAUUCUUAACUUCUGAUAGAUCAAUAUCAUGGCUUAUUCUACGUAUUGAAGACUGCUUAAGGAAAGCGGAUAGAGAAUCGAUGCGAUCGAUAGCUAUACCUAUCAUUGGUACAGGACAAUUAAAACUCGAUGUCCAAGAGAUCGCAAGGAAAAUGACAGAUACAUCAGUGAAGUUUGCUUAUAAUCAAACAGGAAGCCUAAGAGAAAUUUACUUUAUGGUCUUUCCUACCGACACAAACGUCUACAACGCGUUUGAAUACGUACUAGAAUUAAAUAAUCCAUUAGAAGUUCCAUUACAUCAUCAAACAGAUUUACUUGAUAAGAUAACAAAGUCGACAGGAGAGACUCCUGUAGAAGAAAAUUCCUAUAGCGCACUGAAACUGUUAUUUUCAGCUCGAUACGACGGAACAGAAGUACCAAUCUCCAUCAAUGUCUAUCAUGGUAAUGCCCACAAUGCGACUACAGAUGCUAUCAUCGAUGUAACAUCAUUAUGUGCUAAACAUUCCAAUUUAGAUUCUCAUUUAGAUAUUAUGCGCUACAGCGAUAGUAGGCAUACAUCACAAACGUUAAGAAUAUUAUCUUCUAAAUCGCGCUCUAGUAUCUAUCAAGUUUGUCCUUAUGGUUGCUUGCCCGGCUUUGGUACUAUAUUAGCAAUCAUUAAUGCCCGUGAACAAAAAUCGAUCACGAUUCCCUUAUUAAGUAUUGAAAUAAAUAUUAGUCAUGUUUACCGCUUGAUAGGUGCUAUAGAAACAUUUUUAGCCAACCACCUGGAUGAAACAAAUUAUGUAAAUUGUUUUAAUUUUGUCAUUGGAUAUGAAGAUCGAAGUCAAGAAUUUGCAACCUGGGUGCAAAUGCAAAUAACUAAUAAGUCUUUACAAUUUGGAUGGCAAAUUAGUCAACACGUAGCAGUAACAGAAUUUGGUCUUAAUAUAAUUUACGUCGCUGAAGAUCAAUCUGUGAUUUCAAAGUUGAAAUCCAAGAUCGAAGAAUAUGCUGAUUCUUGGAUAUGCCACAAGAUGAAGGAUGAAGAUUAUUUCAAUUCUAUUGAUCAAAAUCGCUGGAAUCGACUUGUGCUGCAAUUUUGGUCAGAGUAUAAUACAAUUCUAGUAAAGCAAGAUGGAAAUAAAACUGUGUGUAUAUCUGGACUCGAAAAUGAUAUACUGAAUGCUAUUUUAAGCAUCAAUAAACUAAGCCAAAUUUACUUCGAAGAGAAAGCUUAUAAUGAAGUAGAGAAAUUUGCAGCCGACUCGGCCCAGUGGCAUGCAAAAUUUGGACAAUCCAGAACUAACUUUGAUGUAAAGCUAAACUAUGAAAUUGAAAAAAAUUAUAAGACCUAUACUAAAGAUAAGACCAAGAAGAUUUUUCAAAUUGAUGCAACAACUAAAACUGUUGAUUUCGGUCGAAUGUUGAUCAGGCUUGCUGAUGGGACACAGUGCUCUAUAGGGAAAUUGUCAUCAGAAGAUUUUGCUAUACCUGAUAGCUGGGAAAAUACAAAUGAAGAUGAAAUCAAAGAUGGCUACUUCCGCAUAAUCGACGUUAAAAAUCAACGGGAGAUUAAUAGCGUAUCUAAUCUUCCCGGAUUGAGUGGCUAUAAAAUUAGGAGGUUGCAAAGAAUCCAGAAUUGGAAUUUAUAUCGACGAUAUCAGAUCAUGAAAACUGAGGUAGCUACUGCUGUUCAGAAAUAUAAACCAGGCGCCCAGGUAGAAAGGCAGCUAUUUCAUGGUACUUCUAGCCGCAGCGUUACAGCGAUAUGCAAGAGUGGUUUUGAUAGAGAUUUUUCUGGAACAUCUGCUGGUUCCGGAUAUGGUACAGGAACUUAUUUUGCUGUCAAAGCUCACCUUUCGCAGGGUUUUGGUGAUUCCUUGUUACUAGUGCGUGUUCUAACAGGAAUCUACGGCUCUUCAAGCGGCAGCGGUAGGCCAAAUCUGUCUAUUAUUCCGGGAAGUCAAAAUGAACGUAUACAUUCAGUGGUGGAUAAUACAAGCAGUCCUUCUAUGUAUGUUGUAUCUAACGACAACUCUGCUUAUCCAGAAUAUAUUAUUCACUUAUAA